AUGGAUAGAGUCCGGCUCUUUCCCCUGUGUAUCGGACAUCCAGCCCGAUUUGGCCCACAUCUUUUGCUUACCAGCGAGGACUUUGAAGUCCUUUGGCGACUUUUGAAAUGCAGACAUUGUUCCUUUCGUCGUUUGUAUCACAAAUUAGUUGUCCAAGAAAAAAGUCCGCCUCGCGAUCUUCACAGUUUGACCAGAGCAAUAAAGGCAGUUUUGAAAGGAUUUUGUCUAAAUCGGCACUGUGUGGCAAAAGUUGUCUUGACUUCCAAUCAGACCUCCGUGUUCCCCCCGAAGGUUGGAGAAUCCUCCGAUUGUCUCACUGUAUUGAAAACAUCAGUUUCCCUUCAAAAGGAGUUCGUGGUCUGUUUUUCUCACGGUCGCGAAUUAUUUGCUCAUCUUUACUGUUGGGAAGAUGGUGCAAGCACUGGAAACAGCCCGAAUAGUGGUGUCUUUUCUGGUGUCAGAAAUCUAAUCCCCGAAGGACGUUCAAGUUUUUUCCGCUCCUCAUUGGCUCAUGAUGACUCCGGCGAUGAGGAGGACACCGGGGCAUGUGUAAGUGGCGUAAUCGCGGUGGCGACUGCUACCGUACAAAAACCAACAGUCCAUAUUGUUUCAGUGUCCGGUCAGGGUGUGCUUACAACCGUUCAAACUAAGACCGAAGACUGUCGGAAUGACACCUUAACUCAAAUACACCUGGUUAGUGACUACCAACGUAUUGUCGAAGCUAAUGCUAAGUGGUCCGCCUUCUAUGGAUCUGAAAACCAUACUCCCUCUAUAAGACCUGAUGUAUAUAGCUCUUCGAGAUGUCCGCAUCGUGCACGGUUUCCUGAUGAUAGCCCAGUUUCCUCAGUUCGGUAUAUGCGCACAUACUUUGUGGCUUUGUCUUUGGAGCGGCGCAACCGUGUUUGGGAAACAGAAGCUCGGGAACGAGUUUAUGCGCGCUUCCGUCAGUUGGUUUCCAGCGGUUGUGAUCCAUCUAAAGCAUCAGAAUUGGCGGAGCGUGGGGGUGACUGGGAGGACGAGGAUGAAGAUGAAUGUGCGGUUCCAUCGAGCUGUGUACCAAGUUAUAUCCCAGCCACCAGUACAGAUCCAAUACCUGUUGCGAGCAAAACAGUACGCAAAAAGCGCUGCAAGCGUCGGAAGAAGACUAACAAAAAGCGUUUGACACCGCCUGUCAGUCAACCCGCAGAGUCUUGGAGUAUCAAAUCAAAUGACUGUUCCUCAUUUUCGACUUUUUAUCCCAGUCCGAUUUCCUGUGAAUUGGGAGGGUCGGCUCAGUGGUGA
Molecule: messenger RNA, 1281 nt
Organism: Echinostoma caproni
Lineage: Eukaryota; Metazoa; Platyhelminthes; Trematoda; Plagiorchiida; Echinostomatidae
Source: the annotation of a GenBank genome assembly